Molecule: messenger RNA, 294 nt
Organism: Stylonychia lemnae
Lineage: Eukaryota; Ciliophora; Spirotrichea; Sporadotrichida; Oxytrichidae
Source: the annotation of a GenBank genome assembly
AUGCUAACUGAGGAAGAGAUAGAUGCGGAGAUACAGAGACUCUAGGAGAAGGAGCAAGAACUGAUGAAUGGAAACUCGAGACUAGGCAACUAGAUGAAUGAUCUCAGAGAGUUGAUGAAGCGAGUGGACAACAGAUAUGAUAAUGAUGCUAGAUAGCUAAUUAACAGGAAUAAAGACCUGGAACAGGAAAUUUAAAGUCUGGAGUAAGCCCUCAAGAUUUCAGAAAAGCAUGGCCAUCAUAUGGAUAGUGUAGCAUAGUUCUUUAAUGACAAUGAAGAUGAUGAGAAAAAGUGA